AAACAAAUCACCUCAGAACUUACAACCAAUCUAGCAAUCUUCAACCUUCAAGCCACAAUAUUACCAUGCCUUCCAUGAAAGCGGCCCGAUUCCAUGUUGCCAGAGACAUUCGUAUAGAAGAUGAAGAAAUUCCCCUUCCCACGGCCGACCAAGCCCUAGUUGCGGUAGAAUGGUGUGGACUAUGUGCCAGCGAUCUGCACGAAUAUCUACACGGCCCUUUGGCGGUUCCCACACAACCACAUCCCCUCUCAGACGAGAAACUCCCCGUCAUCAUGGGCCACGAGUUGGCCAGACGCAUCCUUGAAGCCCCUCGCAAUUCGUCCCUGGCACCGGGUCAGCCCGUCAUGGUUGAUCCACAAUUGUACUGCUUGUCCUGCGCGACCUGCCAGAAGGGACUGACCCACGGGUGUGAGAAAUGGGGGUUUUUAGGUCUGUCUGGGCGGGGAGGAGAUCUGUCAGAGGCUGUGGCUGUCGACACGGCAAGGAUACACCCGCUGCCGGAUUCGGUGGACCUGAGUGUCGCGGCUCUGCUGGAGCCUCUGGCGGUCGCAUGA
Aspergillus campestris IBT 28561 is the source of this 554-nucleotide messenger RNA. Its product is annotated as GroES-like protein. Gene Ontology annotation, cellular component: cytoplasm. Gene Ontology annotation, molecular function: (R,R)-butanediol dehydrogenase activity. The record is from RefSeq and is a predicted model, not a curated record. The transcript is spliced from 2 exons. The coding region runs from base 66 to 554 and encodes 162 amino acids. Lineage: Eukaryota; Fungi; Ascomycota; Eurotiomycetes; Eurotiales; Aspergillaceae. Gene Ontology annotation, biological process: butanediol biosynthetic process.